AUGUCAACUCUGUCAUUAGAAGAAGAAGAUCCCCCGCCUUAUAUCCCAGAGAAUCGGAAUGACGGAGACGAUAUACUUCAGCCUGCUAUCUUCGUACUUGACGGCCAUUACAUCCGUGCCCAAACAGCCGACGGUGCUCCGUUAUACGAACUCUCUCGUGAUGUUAGGAGAUCUCCAACAAGCGAGGCCCGACUUGCCCAAGUGACGCUCGAACGUUUGAUCCGCAAUGUAAGGAUAAGCGCAAACGGUACGCCUCGAGUUAUACACCGCACCCGCCAUAUAUUCGAACUCAAGCACCUACCUCCCGUGAUAUCUACUGGAUUCCCAUAUGUCUUGGAUGCCAUAUCGCGGAAUACUGUCGGGAACCUCGCGCUGAAGCCUGCAUCCUUCCCUCGAUCGGGAUAUAAGGUCGUAAAGAUUAAACCUGAGAAGGAGAGCGGGUUCCCUAAAGGAUAUCGAGCCAGAAAAGAGUCGUUGAAGGGGGACGAAGUGAUAUUCGAGAUACUGAAGAAACGCGACCAUUAUGAGUGGAUGCACCCUAUUGACGGGAGUCGUAUCGCGGUAGAAGAUGAGAAGGAGAAUCAGCACAGACUGAUAGUCACGGCCCCUAUAACGCGGAAGAUGAUGGAUGCCAUGGUAGCUAGUUGGACUCUACGAAUUUGGCGUGACGGUAUGAAAGCGCAUGGCGAGCCGUGGAAAGCAUAUACCGUUGACGACGUCGAGUCCGAUUCCGAAUCUGAAGAUGAACCAGAUACACCAUCGCCAACAGAAGAUGUGUUCCCGUCACCUUCUGCUGGGACUCAGGCACCUGCCACUCCGGAGUCUUCAAUAGAGGCACCUCAGCCGACAACAUCCACGAGUAUCAGCGCACCAGCAACUCAAUCUUCUUCAACUAGCACAGUUCUUUCACCAAGCACAUUACCACAAGCCAACGAACCUUCACAAGCUCAAACAGCUCAAGCCGAAGCCCCCACACGUAUAAUGAGUAAGGACGGCGCCAUAGCACUCGGCACAAUUGGAGGAACAAUAAUAAUCGCAGCCAUAAUAUUUCUUCUCUGGAAAUGCCGACGGCGCCAAGCCCGCGCAAACGGCAGCGUCACAUCUGGAUUCUCUCCCUUUUCUCCCUUCUCCAGGUUCAAGAAAAUGGAAGAGCCUCGGGAAAUAUACACCACAAACCGUGGAUCAGGAGGGAAGACAGAAUCGAAAAUCAUGGAUGAUCUCAUGGCGGCUGCGUAUGCUGCUGAAGACGGUAAUGCGUCGCAGUACGGGGCGUAUAUGGAUGAAAAGCAGCAAUCUUACAACUCUAUGUAUGGCCCGAAUACGAGGCAGUCGAAUCCGCCCCAAGCCGCAGUAAAUCCUGAUAGGGGAUCGAACUCCCUUUAUGUCAAUCAACUCAUGUCCGGAUUCUACAAGGGUUCGAGAGCAGAUGGACUCACGGCCCCUGCUAAUGCGAGAAUGCCUCCUCCGGUAGCUCCCUCUGUCACAGGGCAAACCGAGAUCACAACUACUACAGAAAGCACGUGGAGGACUUGGGGUUGGUCGCAAAAGAAGCCUACGAAGGAAUCUUGGGUCGAUAAAUGUGUCCGCUUGGGAGGCUUGAGAUGA
This is a messenger RNA of Daldinia childiae, 1605 nucleotides long. RefSeq lists its product as uncharacterized. NCBI's taxonomy places the organism in Eukaryota, Fungi, Ascomycota, Sordariomycetes, Xylariales, Hypoxylaceae. The record is from RefSeq and is a predicted model, not a curated record. The transcript is spliced from 3 exons. The coding region runs from base 1 to 1605 and encodes 534 amino acids.